AUGGCAGGCGCUGGCGAGCGCAAAGGCAAGAAGGAUGACAAUGGCAUCGGCACGGCCCUUGAUUUCGUGCUCUCCAAUGCCCGGCUGGUGCUGGGGGUGGGUGGAGCAGCCAUGCUGGGCAUCGCCACCCUGGCGGUUAAGCGGAUGUACGAUCGGGCGAUCAGCGCGCCCACCAGCCCCACCCGCCUGAGCCACCUGGGGAAGAGGAGCUGGGAAGAGCCGAACUGGAUGGGCUCCCCCCGCCUGCUGAACAAGGACAUGAAGGCCGGCCUGAGCCGCUCCCUGCAGACGCUGCCCACGGACUCCUCGGCCUUCGACACCGAUACGUUCUGCCCACCCCGGCCCAAGCCGUUGGCCAGGAAGGGCCAGGUAGACUUGAAGAAGUCACGACUCCGCAUGUCCCUGCAGGAGAAACUGCUCGCGUACUACCGGAACCGGGCCGCCAUCCCUGCCGGCGAGCAGGCGCGGGCCAAGCAAGCUGCCGUGGACAUAUGCGCCGAGCUCCGGGGCUUCCUGCGGGCCAAGCUGCCUGACAUGCCGCUUCGGGACAUGUACCUGAGCGGCAGCCUCUACGAUGACCUGCAGGUGGUGACGGCCGACCACAUCCAGCUCAUCGUGCCCCUGGUGCUGGAGCAGAACCUGUGGUCGUGCAUUCCUGGGGAGGACACCAUCAUGAACGUCCCCGGCUUCUUCCUGGUCCGCCGAGAGAACCCGGAGUACUUUCCUCGUGGCAGCAGUUACUGGGACCGCUGUGUGGUCGGGGGCUACCUCUCCCCGAAGACGGUGGCGGACACGUUUGAGAAGGUCGUGGCUGGCUCCAUCAACUGGCCGGCCAUCGGCUCCCUCUUGGACUAUGUGAUCCGACCGGCGCCGCCCCCAGAGGCCCUGACCCUGGAAGUGCAGUAUGAGCGGGACAAACAUCUUGUCAUUGACUUCCUGCCAUCGGUGACCCUUGGCGACACCGUCUUGGUGGCCAGACCGCACCGGCUGGCCCAGUACGACAACCUGUGGCGGCUGAGCCUGCGUCCUGCCGAGACAGCACGCCUGCGGGCUCUGGACCAGGCUGACUCGGGCUGCCGCUGUCUGUGCCUCAAGAUCCUCAAGGCCAUAUGCAAGUCCACUCCGGCUCUGGGCCACCUCACUGCCUGCCAGCUCACCAAUGUCAUCCUCCACUUGGCCCAGGAGGAGGCCGACUGGUCUCCCGACAUGCUGGCCGACCGCUUCCUGCAGGCCCUGCGGGGACUCAUCAGGUACCUGGAGGCCGGGGUCCUGCCCAGUGCCCUCAACCCCAAGGUGAACUUAUUCGCAGAGCUCACCCCAGAAGAAAUAGAUGAAUUGGGAUACACUCUCUAUUGCUCGUUGUCUGAGCCGGAGGUGCUGCUGCAGACGUAGGGCAGGCGCAGGCCGGAGUGGGUGUGGGGCGGUCGGGCUCUGGAUCCUCUGUCAGAAGCUCUCGGCCACGCGGUUGGUGCCGCGCGGGGUCCCUAGGUGCCUCCUGUCUUGCCCUGGUCACUUCAUGCUGAUUAGAAUGACAUCGCUUAAUUUCCUAUUUUCUCAAACCCAGCCCUUUCUAUUUUUGUUACCAAACACUGUGCUCCCUACUCCUCCGUGCCCCCUUGCUCCAGGCCGAUUUUCUGGAAUGAAUUGAGAAGAUGGAGCACCGGCCCGAGCUGUUGGAGCCGCUUGGCGUUCUGCACGCGGCCCAGGUGUUCUGCUCCCGGUGCCCUGCCCUUGGCCCUUGGCCUUUGGCCUGUCUCUCGCCAGUGUCUCCUCUGCCUUUCCCUUUUCCUCCUGUUUGCACCUUCUGUUUUGUUUCUUCCCUGGAGCACACCUGCCUGAUCCAGAUGUUGCCUUUAGUUGAAUGUCACCGAAGUUAUGAUUGCACAUUUCCAAGCUGAACUCUGCAGAGAGUGCUCAAGCAGUGUUCAGGGUACCUGGCGGUGAGGCAGUGCAAGAGCCGGCCUUUGACCUGGGUUCCUGGCAAAGAAGCCCAUUCCCCCAGUGUCCCGGCCUGCUCACAUCCGUAGUGCUGAGGAGGUCUCUCCUGGGAACACUGUUAGUGGCCCACAUGGGAGUGAGGGCCCAAGAAAAACUGGAUGCCACGUGUUUGGAGGUUGUGUUUCUUGGUGCCAUCAGCAGGGAGCUGGAGGUGGUGGGGGCCUGGGAGAGGUCUGUGUGCCUGACGUCUGCGCCCCAUCCCGGUCCAGACCGGUGCCACUGUGUGCGGGAGUCAGGCGCAGACCAGGGAGGAAGGAGCUGCAAGGGCAGCGCCCCUGCACGAGCGCUCUCGUUCACCCCUUCCUCCCCGAUUGCCAAUCAGGGCGGGGCCUUCAAGAACACAGCCUUAGCGGCAGAGGUCGGAGGGAGCCUGGCAGGCGGCACAACGGCAGCUGGAAGAUCCAGUCACCAACUGGUGCUCAGCGGCCACGUCUCUCCCCCGUCAGGCUCUGCCUUUGUAGGACGUUGCCUUAGAGCCAGAGCGAGAACAGGCCGGGCCAUCGGCUGUGGGUACGCGAGAGGGCCGUUGGUGAGCUCUCUAGGCACCUCCAGAGCCAGAGGCCAGCAGACGUGCUCGGACCGCUCCCCCCACCCCCAGGCCUGCCUCUGCCCAGCACCUGGGGAGAUCGGUGCUACCUGGGAGGAGUGCACACGGGUAAAACACACACGAGAGGGAGGUAGGGACUCCUAUGCUCCCUGUUUGCAGCUGCUGAAAUCGCAGUAUUUAUUAAAUGUAAAAAGGGACGCAAUGUAAAAAGUGUCCCGAGUGGGGAGAGGAGUGAUUAAUACACAAUGCCAGUGCUGCUUGUUUUGUGUGUGUUUUCCUGUUUGUGAGAAGAGCCUGGUGAUUCUGUUUCUGAUCCGCCCACCCAGUAUUUUGUUCAGCUCCCAGGAAGUGGUGGUGUGUUUUUCUGUUCCUACUACCUCUCCAAUCAGCGAUGCUGGGGAAGCGCUCUGCAGCUGUCUUGUUCCUUCCUGGCGACCACACCGUGAAGUGGCUCAGUGGCGCCCCUCUGAGUUUAGGGUAGGGAUUCCUGUUCCCUUUCUGCCAUGGAUUGGGGGGUUCAGAACUGGGGUUAACCUUGGCUAUAUUUGGAGAAUCUUCCUGCCUCUUACUGUAGUAAGGGUUCCUUAAAGCAGUUGAGGUUUCGUUUGUAUGAGGCUGUUGGGAGAGAAUGAGAAGUAUAAAGCCCGGAACCUGGAAAAAGAUUAUCUAGCCUGGCUGGUCAUCAGAAUCAAAUUGGAGUUUCAGAAACUCCGUACGCCCCGGUGCCGCCCUGGGCGAGUGCCUGGCGUGGCGUCCAGGAGACGGGCGGGCUGAGACGGCAUUGCCGAAGCCCAGGUCAUGCACGGAGACAGCGGGCUUGCUUUUCCUGGUCUCGUGCAGAACCGACAGUUUUCCCAAGCUCAAAAAAGAUUUUAAAGAUCAAGUCCCAGAUUAUCAAAGCUGAGUGUGAUUGUGAUUUGAGUUUAUCUCCUCUCUUAAAGAGCACCUUUCUCUGUCUCUGAACUAUGUUUCACAAAAACCAAAAUCCGUAACGUUGCCAUUGCACAAGCACGAACCUCGUAGAAGUCCUCAGAACGGGAAGCAGCGGAACCCCUGUCCUGGAGGCUUUGCCGGCCAACUCAGCGAGCCUCACCAUAAAGCACGGAGGACAGUCAGGGUCCUCAGGUUCUCGGGAGGAAGAGGGAGCGUCCUGUCCCCUCCACCUUUAAUCUUUGGGGAAGGAUGUGGUGCCUUCCCUGCCACUCUGUGUUUCUGCUCAGUAACUCCCGCCUUUUCUGACGUCAUAGCAUCUGGUCCCACUUCUCCGUCUGAGGGUUUUUCCCCACACCAUCUAGGCUAGCAAACCACACAGUUAGCCCACUGCUUAAAAAAAUACGCCCCAUCUUGACAUUUGAAUCAAUUCCAAAGUUAUUUUUUUUUCCUUCCUUAAAAAAAUGAGUUUAGGACACCAGUAUUUUUCUUUAUACACUUGGUUGUGACUUAUUUUUUUCAAAUAAAUAAUUGAAGCUCAUGUUUGGAAAAGCUGUGUCGAGGCCUACAGUCUUUCUUCCUGGGUCUCGGCCCCUGGUAUCAUCCACUGGUGGACACUCCCGAUUAGCUGGGUUUGCCCCCCUGUGCUCCACCGGCGUUGAGAGCGAAAAUGGUGUUGCUGGGAAGCAGCCUCAGGAUGUGAAGGCCCUGGAGAGGCCCCAGGGGGUUUCUGUAAGGAGGGAUCCCUGCAUGUGUCCUGAGCCCCCUGCUGCAGUCCGUCUCCGUGAGACCGGGACCCUGGCUGAGAACGUCUGCUGCCACAGGAUGCAUUAGAGCUCUGCCCUUCCUGCUGAAGCUCAAGGCCAAAGAGAUGCGUGGGACUAGAGCUGUGAGGCCGUCGCCCUUUUAGACACUGCUGACUCUGAGUGCCCAAAGUGCCAGGCACGGGGGUUCUGGAGUGAACGGAUACAGAGUGCUGUUACCUCUUCAUUCUGACCACCGUGUAGUCUUCAAAUUCUCGGUCCGAUGCCGCGUCCGCAGCUUGUCUCCCGGCCACUCGCCUGCUCUUCAGCAGCGGUUAGUGUGUUUGGCUGGCAGAUUUGGAGCCAGUCCCAGUCCUUCUGUCCUGUCUUGGGGAGCUCCAUCUAGAAGCAGCUCAGCCCUGAGACCCGGAGAACUGCUGUCCUUUUUCUCCUUGGGGGAGGAAACAGCUGGGGAACACAGUGUCCUCCCACGGCAUGGGGAGAAUAAAAUAAAAGCCUCCUUUCCAAAAA
Molecule: messenger RNA, 4749 nt
Organism: Phyllostomus hastatus (greater spear-nosed bat)
Lineage: Eukaryota; Metazoa; Chordata; Mammalia; Chiroptera; Phyllostomidae
Gene: MIEF1
Product: mitochondrial elongation factor 1
Exons: 4
Coding region: 1-1392 (463 amino acids)
Biological process (GO): positive regulation of mitochondrial fission; mitochondrion organization
Cellular component (GO): mitochondrial outer membrane
Source: RefSeq, a predicted model, not a curated record